AUGCUACGCCUCAUAUCAACAUCCGCCCCUUACAUACUCUCACCACACCCAUGGACGCUUUCGAUGCCGUUCGAGUAUGUAGGUCGGAACAAAACUCAGCUCCUUGUCCCGGAUUUAGGUACAGACAAGGUCUGGAGACUCACCAAACGGAAUGAUGGCAAGUGGUCCAUUCGCGAUCACAUAGACUUUGAAGCAGGCGGUGGCCCACGACAUAUCGCAGCUCGAGGAAAUACCCUUUACACGCUACUGGAACUCACCUCAAAGCUUGCUGUACAUACCUUCCCGCCGCGUCCGGUGCCCCCUACUCGUCUUACCUCUGUUCACACUUUCUGCAUUACCGAUACCGGAUACCAUGUUGGCAGCGGAAAUUCUGCUACUCGAACCCAACGCAUCCUUCCUUGA
Messenger RNA from Suillus plorans, 402 nucleotides. RefSeq lists its product as uncharacterized. The transcript is spliced from 3 exons. Gene Ontology annotation, molecular function: protein binding. The record is from RefSeq and is a predicted model, not a curated record. NCBI's taxonomy places the organism in Eukaryota, Fungi, Basidiomycota, Agaricomycetes, Boletales, Suillaceae. Bases 1 to 402 code for a protein of 133 amino acids.